This is a messenger RNA of Alosa sapidissima (American shad), 1432 nucleotides long. RefSeq names its product mannosidase beta like (gene manbal). The record is from RefSeq and is a predicted model, not a curated record. NCBI's taxonomy places the organism in Eukaryota, Metazoa, Chordata, Actinopteri, Clupeiformes, Clupeidae. The coding region runs from base 190 to 456 and encodes 88 amino acids. The transcript has 3 exons. Gene Ontology annotation, cellular component: membrane.
GACGUUGGAGCGAUGAGCUCAUUUCCGACUCUAAAAUUUAUGAAUUAACCAGAGCCCGUCUUAUUAGACAUUCUCUGAAUUAACCUAACGUUAGCCUUCUUCAUCACUUGCAUUUACAAAUAACUGUUCCUAUAUACUUGAAAGGAGGCAAACAAAUCACUUACGAAGGCGUUUCUCACCGUUCUGGUCAUGUCGGCGGCGGACCUGGAUCUGUCACCGCCGGAGGUUCCGGAGCCCACUUUCUUUGAGAGUCUCCUCCGUUAUGGACUCCUGUUAGGGGCCAUCUUCCAGCUAGUCUGCAUCUUGGCUGUGGUAAUGCCCUUCAACAACAGCUACGAACAGGAGGAAUCUGCAGAGAAAAGUGAAACGAAGUCUGGAGACCAAACCAAGAAGGCCAAAGGGCCUGUUCCUCAAGCCCGCCAGAAACCCAAAAAAGAAAGUAAAAAGAAGAGAUAAGUGUGUGUGUCUGUGCACAUACUGUGUCUGUGCACACACUGUGUACCAGUGUAUUUAUGUUCCUGCAGUGAUUCAGGCUUGGAAAUGCUGCAGUUUUUGCAUGAAUCAUUGAUGUAAACACCUCCAUGCUGAGGUGUUUUACAGCUCUGGCAUCAACCAAUGCUGUGCUAUUUUAUAGUACGAAUGAUACGAAUGACCACUGAGAAAUACUUCUUCAGUGCAAGUGUGUACUGUGGUGCUUGCAGCUACAGUCAACACCCUGGGUUAACACUACCAGUGACACAUAAUUACACCAUGACACAUAAUUACUCUGUGACUGGUGGACAUGCCAUUCUAACGAACAUAAAACUAUUGUUGUUUAACUGCUGACAAAACGACAGAGUUGAUGUGUGAGCAAAUCUUGACAGUAUGGGAUGCAAUAUUUUAACACAGACAUCAUGUUUUCUGUCUUGUUUUGUGUGUGUGUGUUUUUUAUACAUUUCUAUUAAUCUCUUGGGAUAUCAUGAGGGUGUCAGGGCCACUACUUAAGUUGCACACAGGAUGUCAGCCUUCAGUGGGCCCUGUGUUGUUAAAUCCAAAUCGACCACUACAUGUAAUAAAAUAUUGUUCUUCAAUGUAAAAAUCCUGUUGUUGUGCAAUACUUUUCUUCUGAAUGUAUUUAAUGUUGUAUGAUGAUCUAAUAGAUAAAUCUUAAAAUUACUGAUCACAGUACCGAUCACGUUACAGAUCAAAUUGUUUUUGGUUGAUAUUUUAUUAAAUAUCACAAUUUAUGAGAUUACAGACUGUAAAAAGAAUUUUGGAAAUCUCAAUACAUGGUGUGAAAGUUACAGACAUCAGAUUAUUUAUUUAAUGUACAGUUAAAUACAGAAUGCAGAUGUCCUACUAUGUAGAGAUCUUAUUCAGACAUCAGAUUAUUUAUUUAAUGUACAGUUAAAUACAGAAUGCAGAUGUCCUACUAUGUAGAGAUCUUAUUCAU